AUGCACGUCUGCAAGCGCGUCCAACUCCGAGCUGCAGCGCUGGCCAUCGGUGCGAGCGCCAGCGGCGGUGUUCUCGCCUUGAGUGUGCCGCCGUCGCCCCGCGCUGCCUCCGCGCCGCUCUUCACGUUUGGCAUCAUCGCGGACGUGCAGUGGGCCGACGCGGAGGACGGGUCUAACUAUGACCGCACUGUCGUCCGCCACUACCGGGGCGCGUUCCGCACUCUGCAGCGCGCUGUCGACUGGUGGCGAGCGCUGCCCGAGCCGCCCUCGUUCAUCGCGCAGCUGGGAGACAUCAUCGACGGCGUCAACGUGCGGCUCGGGCAGAGCGCGCCCGCCCUCGAGGCGGCGCUCUCCGAACUGCGCCGCGCGCCCUGCCCCUCG
Molecule: messenger RNA, 381 nt
Organism: Emiliania huxleyi CCMP1516
Lineage: Eukaryota; Haptophyta; Isochrysidales; Noelaerhabdaceae
Exons: 1
Molecular function (GO): CDP-glycerol diphosphatase activity; manganese ion binding; ADP-ribose diphosphatase activity
Source: RefSeq, a predicted model, not a curated record